This is a messenger RNA of Galleria mellonella (greater wax moth), 7114 nucleotides long. RefSeq names its product poly(rC)-binding protein 3 (gene mub). Bases 336 to 1538 code for a protein of 400 amino acids. Gene Ontology annotation, molecular function: mRNA binding. Gene Ontology annotation, biological process: regulation of gene expression; regulation of RNA metabolic process. The transcript has 12 exons. The record is from RefSeq and is a predicted model, not a curated record. Lineage: Eukaryota; Metazoa; Arthropoda; Insecta; Lepidoptera; Pyralidae. Gene Ontology annotation, cellular component: nucleus; cytoplasm.
CGGUGCUUAUGUCUGCUGUGUCUGUGCAUUUUGACAUUUGCAAGCUUCAUACCGACGCGUCACCGUCGGAUUUUAUUUAAUUUUAUAAUUAUAAAGCGACAAAGAAAAUUGUGAUAAGUGUGAUUUUUAUAUAGAUCUUCGUGAUAAUAAUAGUUAUAAGAUUGUUAUGUUAUUGUUGCACAGUGGAAACUAAACGAGCUUACCCUGCCUGCAGUGCGUGCCACGAGCCCCAGAGUCCCAGCCAUUAGAUUGAGUGGAGUGUCCCCUGUGUCCAACCACACGUAGCCCCGUACGCAGCCAAAAUUCCGCGAGACACAACGGACACCUCCUCCAGCAUGGAUCUGGAGAAAACCCCCAACCUCCACGAGGAAGACUCCAAAGUUACCCUCACUAUCAGACUGAUUAUGCAGGGGAAGGAAGUUGGCAGUAUUAUUGGAAAAAAAGGAGAGAUUGUUAAAAGAUUUAGAGAAGAGUCAGGAGCCAAAAUCAACAUAUCCGAUGGAUCAUGUCCAGAACGCAUUGUUACUGUCACAGGCAAUACAAGUGCUAUAUUCAAGGCAUUUACACUCAUAUGUAAAAAAUUUGAAGAGUGGUGCUCUCAAUUCAAUGAAGGCGGCGGUGGCGGGUCUCGCGCCCCCAUCACACUGCGACUCAUCGUUCCAGCCUCGCAGUGUGGCUCGCUCAUCGGCAAAGGUGGCUCCAAAAUCAAAGAAAUACGAGACGUCACUGGAGCUAAUAUACAAGUUGCAAGUGAAAUGCUUCCAAACUCAACUGAAAGAGCUGUGACAAUAAGCGGGACUUGCGACGCGAUCACGCAGUGCAUUUAUCACAUUUGCUGUGUCAUGCUAGAGAGCCCACCAAAAGGAGCUACUAUUCCAUACAGACCGAAACCAAAUGUUGCUGGUCCUGUUAUCUUAGCUGGUGGACAAGCUUACACUAUUCAAGGAAAUUACGCAGUACCUGCUCAGGAUGCGGUGUGCGCGCCCGUAUUCCCCCUGCUGGAGGUGAAGCCGCCCCUGGUGGGCGCACUGCCGCCGCACCAUUUGCUGCCGCCGCCGCUGCACGAACACCACCUUAUGGGAGGACUAGCAAAAUCCCCAUUGGCUGGCUUAGCGGCAUUAGGACUCGGUGGACUGGGGCCAGCUAAUACUGGCGGACUCAAUCCUGCAGCAGCCCUGGCUGCGCUGGCAGGCUCGCAGCUUCGCAGCUCCAAUCAGGCGCGCAACCAACCUGCCUCCAACCAACAGUCUCACGAGAUGACCGUGCCGAACGAACUCAUCGGUUGCAUCAUCGGCAAGGGAGGCACAAAAAUUGCUGAGAUCCGUCAGAUCUCUGGCGCCAUGAUCCGGAUAUCUAACUGCGAGGAGAGGGAAGGCGGAAGCACCGACCGAACUAUCACAAUCUCUGGCAACCCCGACUCUGUUGCUCUCGCUCAAUAUCUUAUCAAUAUGAGGAUCACUAUGGAGACGGCCGGACUCCAGCUGCCGGGCUAUCACUACAUCGCUCCGAACCACAUCGUGAAGGCACCGAUCCAUUGAAUGGGGCUCCGCGGCCAGAACUCCAGUGUUGCGUACAAAAUGUAUAACACUGAUCGCGCCUUCUUCAUGCAGCCGCAAUACGGGACUCUGGCUCCGAUAUAUUUCUUCAAGUGAAUAUCGAGACCAAAACAAUCUCAACGAGAUGGGAAGCAAUUGGCAAAUCAUUAGAUAUCGUGCUGAACGUAUGUUUACAUUUGUUACGAGUUUAUAAGUAUUUUAGAUAUUCUUAUAUUUAUCCUCCACUGUAUUUAAUUGAUUGGUAUAGGAUGUAUCGGCGGUGUAAUAGUUUAAUCGAGAGAAUAUGACGGAUAUUAAAUGAAGUAUCGCGGAUAUUGUAAUGAUGGAAAUUCAAAAUGACUGACAUUUUAAAAUAGUCUCUCAAUCGGUGAGCGGUGAACGGCCGCCGAUUACACAAAACGUUUAUUUUAAAUAGCGAUCGAUCAAAUAUUUAUAUUUUGUCUUCGUUCACCGUUCACGGGUUAUAAAUGUAACUUAUAACAGGAACAGGAGUUAGCUAAGCUGAUCGAAUUUACUAUGGAUUUAAGCGGUCGAGUUAUUCAAUUUAAUCUAUUGGACUUAUUUUCCGUUAUGAUCAGUACUGACCACAAAUAAAUAAAAUGUUCAAAAUAUGUUUAAUCGAGAGUCGGCGUACAGUAGAUUUUAGACGCGUUACAAUCGACCUCGGACCCGCUGACGUAGCGUAGUGUUAGAUUAGAGAACAGAGUGAGAGGGUUAAAGACAAUAUUUGUAAAUAAAAUAAUCGUAAUAACCUGGAAAAAUAGGUGUUACAGUAAUAGUUGCAUCGCUAUGACGCGGCGCGGCGAUACGAAACCGAUGGGAUCAAAUCCUUUAAGAAUCUUACAUUAAAAGAGGAGACAGAGGCGAGAUGACAUUUCAUUUAAAUCGUCUAUAAUCACAAAAAAAAGACGUUAGAUGUAUAAAAAAAUAGUGUUGCUAAAUGUGAUAGUCUUCUAAUUUAUUUUACAUGGAACUAUUAAGAUCUCUAACAUAUACACAGUGUGUACAUCGGCUACUGGAAAUUUUAUGUCGAAUAAUUAAUAUUGGUCUAGGGAUCAAAGCCAAAGAUUGUUGAAGUUUGUUUAACAUUAAUAAUGUUGUGGAUUUAUGCUAAAUUAUUCUGAGAUGUAGUUAAUGUUUAGUGAUAUAAAGUAGAACAGGUUAAUUUAAAUUAAUUUAUCACCCUCUCCGGACUGCUCAUUAUACUUAGUCUUAGAACAAAAAUAUAGAUAGUCCUGUGGUAAUCGACAUAUUUCCAAAAAACUUAAAAAAAAUCUAGGUUAAAGUAGAAUAAGAUAACUAUAGGACCACUGUAUUAAAUGCUUUCCAUUUCACGUAAUUUGCAUGAAACAACUAGGUGCCACGACACGAACAAAAUCACAGUGCCAAAGUAACUUUCGUUAUAUGAAGCAUAAUAUUUUAUGCAGUGUAAAAUUAAAAACAAAUAUUCUUGAUUAAUAAUAAUGUGUCAAGUUAAUAGCAAAUACAGAACAUAAUAUCUUUAAUCCACUGAUUGAUGGUUAAUUUGCACCCUAGGUAUAAGACUCACAAUUAGAAAUAUAAUGACAAAAUAGUCUCUAAACAUAUCCUUUUACAUAUUUUCCCCAAGUCUUCCCCUUCAGUAUUUCAAUAAAUUUAAAAAUAAUUAAUGAAUGAUUGUGCCAAAGUUGUGUCUAAAUUUAUGCAUGAAUUUGUGCGAGGCAGCAUGAAAACGUUUAUGGUUAUAAUAUGUUGUCGACAUUGUUGACGUAUGCUAGUCAAAUUGUUCUGAAAAUAAAGACAAAAUAAUUAAAUUUUAUAUAAUUAUAUGCUAGUCAAAAUUUUAAUUUCAAUCGGUAUUUUUAUGUUUGUACAAAAAUGACAAAGAUUAUUUAUUUUCGUUUGUAUGUGUAAAAGUUUUAAAUAUUUUUGUGUGGUCUCGCUUAAAGUAAAUUAGCAAUAAAAUUUUGAUAAAAUCAAUUAUUUAUAGUCUAAUAAAUUGCAAUUAAGACAAUGUAUAGAGCUUUGUAAAUUAAGUACCACACAGGUAUAAAUAAAAUUAGUCUCUACAAAUAUCUAUAAAGAGAUAAAUUUGAAAAUGUAGAAGUUAACUAAAGAGAAGAGAUUUCAUAGCUGUGAUUAAAGUUGGAGGAGCACUUUUGUGCGAACUGCUACGUCAGGUAGAUGCUAUAAAUUGAUUACGGCGUAGAUACGCAGGUAGUGGUUAUAGUGCACGCUUGUUAGAUAAUUAUGAGCCAAAAGCGGGGAAGUGCGCGCUAUAAGUACGAGUAGCGAGUGAAAGAACAAAGUUAUAUUUUGUAUUGCGUGCGGCGAAGGCAAUUGUAACGCAAGUACUUUAUCUGAGAAGUAUUAGUUCAUUGGUGUUGUCAUUACAUUAUAUAUUUAGUACAAUGCAAUUUUAUAUACUAUAGUAAAUAUAUAUACAUAUUAAUUUCAUGUGUAGGUAUUAUGUUCAAUUAUAAUAAUCACAGCAAUCAUUAACAUAAUCUUUAUUAUACUUAGAAUAGAAUUAUAUUGUGGUUCAUUAUUGUUACUGUUAUUUUGAUUUGCUCAAUUUUCUCAAUGUUUACAUAAGCUAGGCUUCGAAAUAUUAUUUACUUUGUUUUGUUGGUCUGUAUAAGUCUUAUUAAAUCUUAGAAUGUAUUAGUGACUGUCUUCAUAUUUUUCUUGUAUUUUACACUCACGUUCGCAGUCCAAAAAGGUAUUCACAUCUUCAGCAAAAAAAGAAAAAAAAAAACAGACUGUGGUUGCGAUGUGAAAUAUUAAAAAUAUUAAUGUGUGUUUAUAGUGCACAUGAACAUUCACCAAUAUGUAAAAUAUACACAUGUUACUAUAAUAUACUUAUUUAAACUUUAAUCACAGUCUGGGCAGCAAAAUCGACACAUGUAUGUUAGCAGUGGAUCACUCAAAUUACGAGUGCUAUAAAUAACUUAACACUAAAACGGUUAAUAAAAAGAAAAGUUCUCGAGUAUUAUAUAUUGCAAACUUUGUUUAAAGAAACAGUUACGAUCUGUUUAAAAAAAUGCGUCAAAUAAUUAUUAAAGAUAUUUCGUUAUCAAUAAUAAUUUAUAUGAUUUUUUAGCUUGAUUUACACUCAUUCUUAUAUCAAUUAGUAAAACGUCAAACGAUCUGACUGUAACUACUAUUUUAUAACGGCCCCUAACUAGUGAGCCAAUUGAAUCUCACUUUAAUCUUUGAAUUAUCACUGAACUUCUAUAUUUAUACAUAAUUUAAGACGAUUUUUAAAUACCUUUGCUUACUAAAAAAAUAUAUUUAUUAAAUUCGUACCUACAAAUACGUAUUAAUUGAUCAGAAAAUAAAUAUCCUUGUCUAGUGGAUAUGUUUGAAAUAUAUCCCAUAAUUAAUUAAAACAAAGCAGAUACUGCUUAAAAAUUGUAGUUAACAAUUUGUUUUUAAUGACCAAAACCUGGUACUUAUUCUGGUCGCAAGUGAUAUUUUCAACAGACCAGAAUUAAAAAAAAAUCUAUAUUUUAAUUUAAUAAAAUUAUUAUGUAAUUAGUUAUUUAUCUCAAGUGACAAACUGUUAUUAAAUUCAUAAAAUUACAGUGUUACUCUUUGAAAUAACAAAUGACGCUAUCAGUUUUAUUUCUCAUUGUUAUUUAAUAUUUUUCGCAUUAAAAUAUAUGUUUACCGGUAUAUAUGUACCUACUAACUGUAGAGUAUUUUGACACAAGUAAAAGGUGCCUUUUGUUCUCACGUUACUCUUGAUUUGAUUAUAACAGAGGAGUAAUGAUUUUUAGUGACGCGUUAUGAAUUUAUAUUAGCCUUUAUUGACAGGGUCAGACUGCGUUGUAUAAUAGUGUAAUUAAAUUCAAUUUUAGCAAAUAUGAAUAAAUGUAAUAGUGAAUUUUUUUUAGAAUUUUUCGUGUUAGCACCUGAAUUUGAGAUAGAUACUUAGUGCACCAUUUUCGAAAAUCCCUAAUGUUGAAUUGUGUGGCUAAUAAGAUAUGUUCAAAUUAACAUCGUGUAAAGGUACCUACUUACUCGUAUUUCGAAAGAUGUUUUAUAAAAUAUGUGGCCCCAUUUCUAGUGGGUUUUACUCAUGAAAAUAUAAGUAUGUCAUAUAUUAUGCAAAUAUUUUGCUAUCCACGUAAUUAAAAAUGUAUAUAUCCACAUACAGGUUUGAGACGAUUGGGUAAAAAGGGUUGUGUAAUUUGUUAUGCAUAUACAAUAUUCAUUAUAUUCUUCGCUUCGAUCCUAAUAACUACACAAAGUAAUUAUAUCUACAAGAUGAACGUCUUAUUAAACUGUAGUAAUACCAGGGUAAAUAUGUAACUCAUAAUUAUGUUCACUUUACACGAUUCGUACCUAUGUAUAGUUCAAAACAGUGUAUUUCAAAUGCUUAAAGUUCAGUAACAGUACAAUAAAAUGCAUGUGUUAUAAUAUAUAAUAUAAAUAUAAUUAUUAUUCUAUUUAUGUUCGAAUAUGAACAUCAUAUCACGUUAAGGCAUAGUCUACUCUACAGUGUAAACGAGGGUGCCGGUUACUUUAUAAUUUUUAAUACAUUGGCUAAUAUUUGUCUUCUAUUUUCCGUCGCAUAUAUUUAAUGUAGGCUAUGCCAUCUUACUCUGUUUUCAGUAAUCAUCUAGUGUUAAUAUUAAUAGUAAUUAUUGACUGAGUAUAGAUAAGAAUUUAAAUAUCAAAAAGGCAAAAUCUUAUUUCACUGCUGCAAUUUCAAUGAGCAUUUAAUUUUUUAUUCAAUUUUAUGAAUAUACUCAUGCUAAAAAGUCAACAACAUUGUUAGUUUUCAUUUAUUGUUGCCAUAUUUGAAAAUGCUCAAAUUAUUUGAACCGCCCCGCAAAGGCAAUUGAGCAUUUUUAAUUAAGUUUUUUUAAUACAUAAUUUGUAUGUUAUAUCAUCAGAAUAGUUUAAUCGUGAAAAAAAUGCUUCAUGAAUAGUUUAAUUCAAUUUCAUAAAAACUAUAUGUUUUUGAACGCGAUUAAUAUAAGCAUGUGCGCUUGAAUUAUCCUCAGAUAGCACAGAUUUAAUUUAACGGUCAAUGCAAACUGAUGGUGUAGUGAACAACAUGAUUCAUUGUCACUAAAGUUGACUUUAGGCUAUACAACCGAUGAAAGUUACAUAAACAAUACUUGGAAUUACGUAACGACGUGGCGGCAAAAGACAAGGCGUCACUUUCGCCGCCACGUCGGCGGCUCUUUGUUUCUCUAGUUUGUCAGUUUACAUUGACCCUAAUAAAGCUAUACUUACAUAUAGAAUAUCGUUUUUAAGUACUUAAUUUAUCGUCUAUAUAGGCAAAGUAAUUUGGAUCAUCCAUGAAAUGUGACACAUGCUUGUAUAAACCAAAAACAAAAGGAAUAUCUUACGUUUCCGAUUAUGAUAAAUACAUGUUUCACUGUUCAUAUCUUUCAAAAUAUCACUGUAAUUGUCAACAUAUCUAAUUUUGUGAAUUGAAUUGAUUAAUGUUAAUGAAUUAUAAAUGUUGUAUUUACGGUUACAGUAUACUGUCAUUGAAGUUCAUUUCUAUAUAAUUAAUGUUUGUUUUCAUUAUGUUACUUCAAUAAAGUGUGUAAAUAAAA